AAAGGCUCACUGUGAGGAAGUAGGAACAUUGUUAUGCACCAAGUUUGAAUUUUGCAUGGGGAGACAGCACACCCACAUGCAGAACAGGACACAGGCACACAGUGGGCUUAAAGCAAGUCAGCAUAGUUAAACUUGCUUAGAAAUCUGAGCAGCAGCAAGGCCAGGUAUUGGACUUUGAUUGCCAGCAACACUGUAAAUGCAACAGGGCCUUGCUGUCUUUAGGAUCACACAGCUAGGUAAGGAGAUGUGGCAUAAACACAGCCUUUUGGGAGUCUCUUUUCAGAGAGGAGACAGUGCAGGCAAGCCCUUGACUCAUUUGUUGAUCAUCUACCGCACAGAAAAGUGGUGGGUUUUUUUUUUUUGUUCGUUUGUUUUUUGUAAAUAAAUAUAAGCUUUGACUCUUGCUGUUCUCUUCCAAACCUUCCCGUAUGACAGAGUUAGUUGGCCACCUGUACUUUGCUCAGGUAGCACCGCUCAAACUGCUGUGGUGCACAUGUCCUGUGCUUCUCACUGUGCUCUCAGGUAACACUUGCUCUGUAGAACAACUGCAAACCCUGAAAGUUACACAUGUCCCCAAGUAAGCAAACACAUUGGAGAAGAAAGUAAUAAAAGAGGGAGUGAAGAUUUAGGCUGGACUUUACUUGAUUGUAAUAAGAGCUGUAGCAUUGUCUGUCAGAAGUCUCUGUGGGUAUUUUUUUUCUCCUUAGAGAAGUUGACUCAGCUUUGUUUUUAAAAUAAAAAUUUUAAAAAUGGCUUCACAAUGUAUUACUAUAGUUUGGCCCAAAACUCAUCAGAACUGUCAGAGAGAGAGAGAUGAGGUCAAUGGAUUUUUAGUGUUUGUUUUAGAAAGGAGAGAAGCAGAGCACGUGUUGGUUACACUGCCAAGGUCACAGCAAGCAGUGUCACAUGGUAGUAGUUGCAAUCAGGUGGAAAGUCUAAGCUGUACCUGAGCUGGCCUGGAAGAGGAAUGGCUCUAAGUCUGUGUUGUUUCCUCCCUUCACUUGGAUCUGCCGGCAUAACCACCUGGGUCAUCGCUCCCUAAUGAUGUUUGGGAAAGUGAUCUGCGUUCAGAUAAGCCUUUGUGACUGUACAUGCAGGCUGGUCCCUGUCAGUCUGACAGAAUGAGCGUUGGCUACCAAAUGGCUCUCUUGAAUAGACGAUUUGGUUUAUCUUUAACCCAUCUAAGCAAUGCUGUGAUCCAACGACAGUUCAGGCUCUAGGCAUUUAAAGUUUUAAAUUCAUGGACUUCAUAUUUUACAAUGCCUUGCGCAAAACUUAAUCCCACGGUACACUCUGUCAAUCUGGGGACUCUAUAACUCUUUGAAGGGUCAGAGCUUCAGUUUAAAGGAUGAGAACAGGACUGUGGUCUUGAGGGUGGAUUAAGACAAUGCUCAGGGCUAGCAUCACUGGAGCAUGCCAGGCAAUACAGAAACUAACCCGCGUGCGAGUGGUGGACAACAGUGCCUUGGGGAACACGCCCUACCACCGGCCACCAAAGUGUAUCCACGUGUAUAACAAGACUGGAGUUGGCAAAGUCGGAGAUAAGAUCCUUCUGGCUAUCAAAGGAGAAAAGAAGAAGGCUUUAAUUGUAGGGCACAAGAUGCCCGGCCCCACCAUGACGCCUAGAUUUGAUUCCAACAAUGUGGUACUCAUAGAAGAUAAUGGAAAUCCAAUAGGGACUAGAAUAAAAACACCAAUAUCCUGUACACUGCGAAGAAGAGAAGGCGAGUUCUCCAAAGUACUGGCCAUUGCCCGCAACUUUGUAUGAAUGCUGAGAGAGGUCCUCAGCAAUCCUUUUAUACAGCAGCUGUUCCUUGGUCCUUUUCCUGAAAUUGUGAAACAUGAAAAAGCUGAUGUUCAUCAAGAAUCUCUCCUUCCUUUUAAGAAUUUCAAGCAACUAAUUUAAAUAUUGAAAUAGUUUAUUUUUCUCCAAAAGAAGGUUAAUUUAUUUUACAGAACAUCUGCAGUAUGUUUGGGAAACGGUCCUUCACCUUUACUCCUCCUGUGGUGUUCAUCUGGUCUGUCAUAAUUAAAAUGAGAACAUGAAAA
Molecule: messenger RNA, 2049 nt
Organism: Ficedula albicollis (Collared flycatcher)
Lineage: Eukaryota; Metazoa; Chordata; Aves; Passeriformes; Muscicapidae
Gene: MRPL14
Product: mitochondrial ribosomal protein L14
Exons: 4
Coding region: 1388-1768 (126 amino acids)
Biological process (GO): translation
Cellular component (GO): ribosome; mitochondrion
Molecular function (GO): structural constituent of ribosome
Source: RefSeq, a predicted model, not a curated record